Capsella rubella is the source of this 467-nucleotide messenger RNA. Its product is annotated as collagen alpha-1(IV) chain-like. The coding region runs from base 16 to 333 and encodes 105 amino acids. The record is from RefSeq and is a predicted model, not a curated record. The transcript has 2 exons. NCBI's taxonomy places the organism in Eukaryota, Viridiplantae, Streptophyta, Magnoliopsida, Brassicales, Brassicaceae.
CCUCUGUUUAUUCUCAUGUCUUCGUACAAGAGUGCUGAAUCCCUUAAGACACAUCUUGACCACACUGUUGAGAGAUCUGCCAUGGGACCUGGUGGACCUGGAGGACCUGGUGGACCUGGUGGACCCGGAGGACCAGGGUUCUUGCCACCGGGAGGACCGGGGUUCUUGCCACCCGGAGGGCCUGGGUUCUUGCCACCCAUUGGCGGUUUCUUUUCUGGGUUUUCAGACAUGAUAUGUUCCUGCCUAUCUUGUCUGUGCUGCUGCUGGCUGCUACGAGAUUGCUUUGGAGGACCACCACCACAAGGACCGCCACUUCUUCCUCCCUAUUACUGAUCGCAUCUGGCUACAUUAUAAAUAAUAACUUGUUUGUCAAAUUCAAUCUCAUAGACGUAUUCAGAUACUUCAAAUAUCUGAAUUUCUGCGUUGUCUGGAUAUAUACUCUCAAAAAGAAAUGAUCAAUUUAAUUA